AUGUCAAAAGUUCAAGCCUCUGUCGUUAAAGUUCCAGACAGUGAACUCAUUGAAUUUCUUCAACGUUACAUUCGACGUAAGAGGAAAUAUUAUGCCAUCGUUGAAUUUAUACAGUCAGGAAUGCAAAAGACUUCAGAAGAGAUGGAAAGAAUUAUUGACAAACACCACUUACGUCAAUACUCAGGAGUUUACGAUAUGAAACGACUUACAAACUACAUUCUGUCAAAACUUUCAAAAUACCCCUUCAAAAAGUAUCCUUCAAACACUCUGCUCGUUUGCGACGACUUCGCCGGAAAAGGUUUAGUGUCAAAGCCUGACUCACCAUUAGCUAACAUCAUUACUAAAGUCAGACAUUACCACUUAACUGUAGCAAUACUUAUGCAAACAUGGCGUUUUCUUGCUUUAAACAUAAAACGUCUCAUAACUGACUUCGUUAUCUUUCAAGGUUUCUCACGCUAUGAUAUUGAACUCAUUUGGAAACAGUCAGGUAUAACAUUACCUUUUGAAGAAAUUUGGGAAGCAUAUAAGUCUCUCAUCUCUCCUCGUUCAUACCUUGAGAUUCAUAUCAUGACUAAUACCAUUAAAGUCAAAAAUAUUCCAUGGGAACGACCAACAUUGUUUUAA
Trichomonas vaginalis G3 is the source of this 624-nucleotide messenger RNA. RefSeq names its product protein of unknown function, DUF4106 family. The record is from RefSeq and is a predicted model, not a curated record. Bases 1 to 624 code for a protein of 207 amino acids. NCBI's taxonomy places the organism in Eukaryota, Parabasalia, Trichomonadida, Trichomonadidae. The transcript has a single exon.